Molecule: messenger RNA, 2837 nt
Organism: Rhineura floridana
Lineage: Eukaryota; Metazoa; Chordata; Lepidosauria; Squamata; Rhineuridae
Gene: ERMARD
Product: ER membrane associated RNA degradation
Exons: 19
Coding region: 506-2506 (666 amino acids)
Source: RefSeq, a predicted model, not a curated record
CGCUGGGUUCUGGGGAGCCAGUAGACGCGCUCCGUAUUGCCGUCUGUAACUUGCGGUAGAAGUAAAAGAGUCUGAUCGGGUUGCCUUAAAGGUCCAGACUCCAGAGUAGUUUUGGAAAUAUAGGCAAUAUAUAGCGAGCAUCCCCCUUUAAGUGUUUGAAGUUAGUGAUAUGUCAGGGCUUCGUUACAACGUGCAGCCCUUUUUUCCAGACCCAUUUUAAAAUCUGAUUUCAUGAUUUGGAUCCAGAGAAACGCACCCGCAACCAGGCAGAUCUCGGUCCGAUUUGGGGGGGGAGCCCCUCCUUCCCUCUCAACCCCUCCCCCACGCGGCACUGCCCCCAACUCUCGGGAGGUCCGCGAUGGGAAACUAGGGGCUGCCCUCUCUCCAGCAUAUCACAGAGCUGCUGUUCAAGAAACACAAAUCUAUGGUGCCCUUGGGAGAUCCUGCAUGAAGGCUGCAGGAUCACCUCCAGGACAUUACUUCGCAUCUCCAGAGUCAAGCCAAGAUGUUGCUAAGUGACCCUGUCUCUACAUGCCUUUCCUCUCCAGUGCACUACAUGGUUUGUGAAGCUGGAUUUGAGAUAAAGGCAAACCAUGCUCCUAGUAGCAUUGUAUCUGAGAAUGGUGAGAUAUAUUGGAAAACAAUUGCAGAACAUGUACAAUAUGGAGAACCAGAUCAAACCGUGGAUUAUGUAGAAAGUGUGAGAUCUUUAGGACCAUUAUGUGAAUCUGUUCACAUGCAUUUGCAAUCCCUUACCAUGGAGCAAUUUGAAGACCAGUUUGGGAUGUGGUUUCAGUGGACAAACUCUUCUGAGGUAUUUCUUGAAAUGUUUGAUGCUAUAAAGAGUCUGCAUGCUGCAGCGAUUUCAUUCAGCUUAAUGAAGCUUACGGCAUGUUUGGAACGAGCCUUGGGUGAUGUAUUCUUAUUAAUUGGCAAAGACUGUCCUUUUCUUCUGCGAGACUUGCUGGCGUCUCAGGAACUUGCCACAAUCUUUGGGCAGUCAGUGAUGGAUGUUCUGAGAGUGUUCAUUGGAUCUCCAGAUGGUCUAAAUCUUCGCAAUAUUUUGUGGCAUGGAUUUGCAUCCCCUCAAGAAAUUCCUGUGAAAUAUUCCUCUAUGGUGCUUUGUUUGACAGCAGGAUUGGGGCACCUGCUGAGGAAUUACCUCCUGCAAACUCAGUCUACUUUAGUUCAUCGACCUUAUGUGUCUUUCACCAACCUGCAAGAGCUGCAUAUUUUUCCAGAUCUUAAUCAUGAAUUGUUGGCAUUGGCUGAAGAAUUGGCAAUCAAAUCAAAUAUUGUACUAAGACCCAUGUUGCCUUUUUGGAUGACUGCACUAUUAUCAUUUAGACAAUUCAGGUAUGCAGACUGUGUUAUAUUGUUACUACCUCAGCUGGAAAGUGGACUUAGAUUGCUUUUCACAACAGUUAAUAAAUGUCCAAGCAGACUAAUGACAGCUGAGUCAUCUUCUCUUUACACCACUUUUGAUGAAAUGCUAGCAAAACAGUUGAACAAUGAGAAAGCCAAUCAGCUUCCUUUAGUUCUUGGUGAAAACACAAUGGAAUUUCUUUGGGAUUUCUUGAACCACCAAGAAGGUCCACGUGUUAGAGAUCAUCUGAGCCACGGAGAGAGCAGCUUAAAAGACUUCCCAAGAGAAAUAGCAAAUUCGAUUCUUGCAUUUUCUAUUACCCUCCUGUGCAGAUUUUUCAAAGGUGACGUUGCAGCAAUCAAGGAACACUCUGUUCUGAAGCCACUAAUAAGCUGUGCAAAUAGCUAUUGUUCCAAAUUUCAUCCAAUAGCCCAACUUAAGAAACAGGUACUGAAGUGUAUGAAAAGCAUCAGUUUGUGGUCUGAUCUUCCUAUAGUGGCUGAAGAACAAAUACAAGAAAUUGCAGGGUCAGGGAAAGAGAUAGUUGAAGUUCCUUGUACUCUUGUGACUGCUGAUAUUUUCUCUCAGCUACAACCCUACUUGUCUCAGAAUAUCAGACUUUUAGGUGAUCCUGUGAACGAUCUUAUAACAGAGAAGUUACUGACUGAUCUCUUCAGGAAGCAUAUCCGUAUUCUCUUCUGCCCACGGCCUGUCCUGGAAAUAGUUGUGGUGCUUCGUCAAAUAAGCACUCAGUGCCAUCAAGUGUCAUGUCAAGUCAUUUCUACUUGCGAAACCAGGUAUAAGCAGUGGAUAAACAAGUCACUGCGAUCGCGCCAAAGGCAAAACUAUCUGCGCAUGAGAAGGAGUGUUACAUUUCUCUCUCCAGUCUUACAACUAAUUUUAAUCUUGAUUACUCUGGAGCUAAUCCAUAUUCAUACUGCUUGUGAAAAGACUGCUUCUGGAUAUCAGCAGUACCUAAAGUUUCUAAAGUUGAUCCUGCAGUACACUGAGAACUUGGUAACCUACACAAGCCUGGAAAAGAAUAAAUGGAAUGAAACUGUGGAGCUUACACAUAACACUUUGCUAAAAAUCAGAACUUUCUUAGGAAAGCGCCUGAUGCUUGUGCAGUUAGCUAAUUAGGAAAGGAUGUAAUCCUCAUCACACUUUUUCAUCUUUAAGUUCAAUGGACAAUUCUGUCCAGUCGUGUCCCCCCCCCAAAAAAUAUGCACAUUAACUGAAAUUGACAGGAAGCAUGAGAAUCAACAACAGUUAGCAGUAUGCGUCUUUUUUCCAUUGGGAUGAAUAAUCACAUUUUCUGGACAAAGAAUAUGCAACACAACCAGAACUAAGCAUCAGCUUGACUCCUUUUUUUACAAGGAACUGUUUGUUUGCUCUACAAUGUAUUUAAUAAUUUUAAUGUAUUCUUCUUAGAGGAGUGUAAUUUUUUAAAAAAAAUCUUUGUUAAAUCAAA